CCAGCCCAGGAGGGCUCCAGUUUCCGGUUGUCGCCAGGGGGCGCCGCUCACAUGCACUAAAACCUGUUAACAAACCGGAGUUACAGUGGUCACUUCACUACAGAGGUGCGGAGCUCUUGCGCCUACCCCGAGAGUGGUGCCGUUCGACGACGCGGCAGUCCUCGCCACGCGCUCUUUGACCUUCCCUUCAUCCAGGCAUUUUCCGGCGAGUUUCGAGAGUCAAAACAGCACACAAGGCUCCUCACAAUGGCCAGCGACGGUGCUAAUGGCGUCAAGCCGACCGGCGGGCUGUCUGCCAACGAUAACAUCCGCCGCUUCGCCGCCCCCAGCCGGCCACUGAGCCCGCUCCCGGCCCACGCGCUCUUCAAUGAGAAGACAAGAUGCUUUGUCUACGGCCUGCAGCCGCGUGCCGUACAGGGCAUGCUCGACUUCGACUUCAUCUGCAAGCGGGCGACCCCGUCGGUCGCCGGCAUCAUCUACACAUUUGGCGGCCAGUUCGUCAGCAAGAUGUACUGGGGGACCAGCGAGACGCUGCUCCCCGUGUACCAGCAGGUCGCGAAGGCGAUGGCCAAGCACCCGGAUGUCGAUGUGGUGGUCAACUUUGCUUCGUCUCGUAGCGUCUACAGCUCGACGAUGGAGCUCAUGGAGUACCCCCAGAUCAAGACGAUCGCCAUCAUCGCCGAGGGUGUGCCGGAGCGUCGGGCCCGUGAGAUUGCGCAUGUCGCGAAGAAGAAGGGCGUCACGAUCAUUGGCCCCGCCACGGUCGGUGGCAUCAAGCCCGGCUGCUUCAAGAUCGGCAACACCGGCGGCAUGAUGGACAACAUCGUCGCUUCCAAGCUCUACCGCAAGGGCUCGGUUGGCUACGUCUCCAAGUCCGGCGGUAUGUCGAACGAGCUGAACAACAUCAUUUCGCAAACAACAGACGGCGUCUACGAGGGUGUGGCAAUCGGCGGUGACCGGUAUCCGGGCACCACGUUCAUCGACCAUCUCCUGCGGUACCAGGCGGACCCGGAGUGCAAGAUCCUCCUUCUUCUCGGCGAGGUCGGUGGUGUUGAGGAGUACAAGGUUAUUGAUGCGGUCAAGAACGGCCUCAUCACGAAGCCCAUCGUUGCGUGGGCUAUUGGUACUUGCGCCAGCAUGUUCAAGACCGAGGUGCAGUUCGGCCACGCCGGCGCUUUUGCCAACUCGCAGCUCGAGACGGCUGCCAUGAAGAACAAGAGCAUGCGGGAGGCUGGCUUCUAUGUCCCCGACACGUUCGAGGACCUGCCGGCUCUGCUGAAGUCCCUCUAUGACAGGCUCGUCCAGGAGGGCACCAUCACGCCCCGGCCGGAGCCCGUGGUGCCCAAGAUCCCGAUCGACUACUCGUGGGCCCAGGAGCUCGGCCUCAUCCGCAAGCCGGCUGCCUUCAUCUCGACCAUCUCGGACGACCGUGGCCAGGAACUCCUCUACGCUGGCAUGCCCAUCUCGGACGUGUUCAAGGAGGACAUCGGCAUCGGCGGCGUCAUGUCUCUGCUGUGGUUCCGCCGCCGCCUGCCCGAAUACGCGUCCAAGUUCCUCGAGAUGGUGCUCAUGCUUACUGCCGACCACGGCCCGGCCGUGUCUGGUGCCAUGAACACCAUCAUCACCACCCGUGCCGGCAAGGACCUCAUCUCCGCGCUGGUCAGCGGUCUCCUCACCAUCGGCUCGCGCUUUGGCGGUGCUCUCGACGGUGCUGCCGAAGAGUUUACGAAGGCGUUUGAUAAGGGCCUCAGCCCGCGCGAGUUCGUCGACAGCAUGCGCAAGCAGAACAAGCUGAUCCCCGGUAUCGGCCACCGCGUCAAGUCGCGGAACAACCCGGAUCUGCGCGUGGAGCUGGUCAAGGAGUACGUCAAGGCCAAGUUCCCGAGCCACAAGAUGCUCGACUACGCGCUGGCAGUCGAGACUGUCACGACGUCCAAGAAGGACAACCUGAUCCUGAACGUGGACGGCUGCGUUGCGGUCUGCUUCGUCGACCUGCUGCGCAACUGCGGCGCCUUCAGCCCGGAGGAGGCCGAGGACUACCUCAGCAUGGGCGUGCUCAACGGCCUGUUCGUGCUCGGCCGCAGCAUCGGUCUGAUUGCCCACUACCUCGACCAGAAGCGCCUGCGCACCGGCCUGUACCGCCACCCGUGGGAUGACAUCACGUACAUCCUGCCGAACCUGCAGCAGUCCGGCCCACCGGGCUCCGAGGGGCGGGUGGAGGUGCAGAUUUAAGCGGGCUAGCCAUGAGAGGUUCUAUUCUUAGAUGUUAUUCACGGUAGACCUGGGUUUCUCCGAGAUUCGGGGAGCUUUUCGAGAACGGGCCGGGCAAAAUAUGCAUGUUGCCUCUUGAUGUGCCUCACCCGCCAAAAGCGCGGUAGGAAGAAAUGG
Molecule: messenger RNA, 2388 nt
Organism: Thermothielavioides terrestris NRRL 8126
Lineage: Eukaryota; Fungi; Ascomycota; Sordariomycetes; Sordariales; Chaetomiaceae
Exons: 3
Coding region: 247-2232 (661 amino acids)
Biological process (GO): tricarboxylic acid cycle; fatty acid biosynthetic process; acetyl-CoA biosynthetic process
Cellular component (GO): cytosol
Molecular function (GO): ATP citrate synthase activity
Source: RefSeq, a predicted model, not a curated record